AUGAGCCUAGGCCUCUCCCGCGACGCCGCUUACGCCUGGUUUCCGCACUGGACUUUAUCGAACGACCUGGUGGCUUUCCUUCAGCUCGUUACCCUCCUGGUUGGGGGGCUGUCCUCGGUAUGGCUCACCAACGCCAUCACGCACCGGUCUCUCAAGGAGAUGCUUCCACAGUUAUCGACGAUAUUUGGCUUGGAGUGCAUGUUUGCGGUGGCUGUCCUAGGUCCUGGUCCACCCUGGCACUAG
Molecule: messenger RNA, 243 nt
Organism: Nannochloropsis gaditana CCMP526
Exons: 1
Coding region: 1-243 (80 amino acids)
Source: RefSeq, a predicted model, not a curated record